AAUAAACACCGUAAUUUUAAGUACCAAUGUUCCAUAUAUUAAAACCUUACUUAUCGAUUCUUAAUAUAAGCUCUAAACCGUUACUAAAUAAAAGUUUUAUCAAUCACUAUAGCCUUAGUAUACAGCCGAAAAUGGGUGUCCCUUUGACAGAAGUAAUUACCAGACUUACUGGAAUUGCUCCUUUGAAACUAGCCGAAUCCUGGGACAAUGUGGGCCUCCUCGUAGAACCAGAAAUGUCGAACAAGAUCAACAAUGUAUUGUUGACAAUUGACCUAACUGAGGAUGUGGUUGAUGAGGCCCUAGCCAAAAAUGCCCAGAUGAUAAUCACAUAUCACCCCAAUAUUUUUGCACCACUCAAAAGGGUGACCUUGGGUCACUGGAAGGAGAGGAUUAUUGUAAAAUGUUUACAAAACAAUAUUGCAGUGUUCAGUCCACACACAUCAUGGGAUGCAAUCUCUGGUGGCGUUAAUGACUGGUUGGGGUCAGCUUUUUCAUCCAAAGAAAGCACACCCAUCACAAAGGUGGACGACUCUGAUCCUCAUGUGGGAAUGGGCAGAGUGCUCGUACUUGAAAAGCCAGUUACACUCAAAGAUGCUAUUGAUAAAGUCAAGAAGCAUGUUGGCCUGCCACAUUUAAGAGUUGGUGUUGCUAAGCAUAAGGGAUUAGAAUCACUGAUUGAAACAGUGGCAUUGUGUGCAGGCUCUGGUGGCUCCGUGUUGAAGGGUAUUAAAGCAGAUCUGUAUUUAACUGGAGAAAUGUUACAUCAUGAUGUUCUGGAAGUUGCACAAAGUGGAACUCAUGUUAUUCUUUGCAAUCACAGUGAUUCAGAAAGAGGAUUUUUAAAAGUAGUUGUGGAUAGGAUCAAGAGUAAUGACUUAAAUGUUGUUAUAUCUGAAGUAGAUAAGGACUGUCUUACCAUUAUGUAAAUAAAUACUGAUUUUUUA
This is a messenger RNA of Aethina tumida (small hive beetle), 944 nucleotides long. RefSeq names its product NIF3-like protein 1. Gene Ontology annotation, cellular component: mitochondrion; cytoplasm. The transcript is spliced from 3 exons. Bases 27 to 926 code for a protein of 299 amino acids. The record is from RefSeq and is a predicted model, not a curated record. Lineage: Eukaryota; Metazoa; Arthropoda; Insecta; Coleoptera; Nitidulidae.